Molecule: messenger RNA, 925 nt
Organism: Coniophora puteana RWD-64-598 SS2
Lineage: Eukaryota; Fungi; Basidiomycota; Agaricomycetes; Boletales; Coniophoraceae
Exons: 5
Coding region: 1-924 (307 amino acids)
Source: RefSeq, a predicted model, not a curated record
AUGCAGGCCGACUCAUCCUCCUCGACCCCCUCUGUGGCUUUCUCUCAUGCGAACGCUACCGCGGCCCGUCAAGGAGUCAAUGACGUCCUGGAGCUGUUACGCUCGAUGAAUCUCACCGAUGAUGUCAAGUUGCAGGUUGCUGGUUGUCUCAACAACGAGGUCUCUACAGAUACCCACCUCGCUCGAACUCCUGACUCCCUCCCCGAUCUUAUAGAGUACCACGGUUCUCCCAUCUCUUUGAGCGACGGGUCUAUCGACGAAGGCACUCUCGAUGAUGCCGUCUCUGACGCGGAGGGACUCGAAGCUCCCCCGGACUCAACUACCGAUGAGGAGUCGCCAGUGGCAGGCAUCGCUGCCACUACCGUGCUGCAUGCGGCUGCUCCUGCUCCCGUGGCUGCAGUUGCUCCUGCUCCUGUGGCUGCAGUUGCUCCUGCUCCCGUGGCUGCGGUUUCUCCCGCACCUGCUGCUUUGCAGUUUCUGCUCGCUCCUCCGUUGCCUACGCCCGAAUCAGUGGCAGCCUUGGAGGCUGGCCUUGUACCUUCUCUGGAGCCCGGUUCCACUCCGGGGAUAGCAGCCGAUGGGCUUCCCAUGCUGAGCCCUACUCUGGCUGAGCUCGUGAUGCCUCAGUGGGGUGGCAAGCGCAUUGCUCCCGGUGUGGUGAUCCCAGCUGGGCUCCUCCCGGCCGGCCAUCGUGAGGUUUACCUCCCCGAAGGUGUGCUCGUUAUCCCUGGAAAUGAUGUGCCGGCUCCCUACUACGUGGUCACAGUUGGGCGUCUUGUAGGGCUUAUUGCAAGCUGGAGCAGGGCUGCGCCGCUUGUCAAUGGAGUGCACUGUGUUACUUUCCAUAGAAUUGACAACCUUGCAUUUGGCCUUCAGCUAGUAGCGGGAGCCGUUCGUUCAGGAACAGGCAUUAUGAUGCCGUGAU